AUGCCCCUCUCGAUGAAAUUUAGCCCGCUGGGAAGAAUUUUGAGCACGCUACGCCAUUGGAUGAAGCUGCGUGGGAUUGACAACCCGGACUCGGCUCAGGUUACUCGGGCAUCACCAGUCCUUCCAACAAGAGGCGGCAGCGAUGCCGGCUCAUUUAUAGCCCCAUCUCAAGACGCAUAUUCCAGUGGAAAGAACGACUCGCCGCUUGAGCUGCCAUCAUCCCCAGCUUUCCCAUCACAUUCUCCCAACCUCCGCGAUGCCCCUGGAAGCUUUUUGCCAUUGAUGUACGACAACAAGGCCUUUUCACCUGCCAUGUCACAUGCACCUCAAGCGCAUGUGAUGCCUGUGCACCCCGGGGCUACCACCCUUGUCGUUUCGAUCGUCGCCGGAAGUCUGGGUCUUGUUGGAAUUCGUCUGAUUCUCCCCAUAUUGGCUUGGAAGAAGAACGGAUGCUUUCCCGGACUUUCAUCUUGGAAACGCAAGCAUAGAGGCACUACCUAUGAUGAAUUUAUGGAGGAGAAGAGUUUUUGGGUUGCUGACAAACAACCCAAGAUCCAUCGUGAAAGCAAACCAAACCCCGAGCGCACAGUCACUACUGUUAAUCAGAAGUCAAACAGCUUCUGUUCCGCUAGUGAGGAUGGUCGAAGCGGCCACCCGGUGUCUCGCAGCCCAUCUCAAGCUUCUUCUAUUCCACCAAAUUAA
Puccinia triticina is the source of this 702-nucleotide messenger RNA. RefSeq lists its product as uncharacterized. The transcript has a single exon. Lineage: Eukaryota; Fungi; Basidiomycota; Pucciniomycetes; Pucciniales; Pucciniaceae. The record is from RefSeq and is a predicted model, not a curated record. Bases 1 to 702 code for a protein of 233 amino acids.